Molecule: messenger RNA, 1953 nt
Organism: Pecten maximus
Lineage: Eukaryota; Metazoa; Mollusca; Bivalvia; Pectinida; Pectinidae
Product: leucine-rich repeat extensin-like protein 2
Exons: 1
Coding region: 1-1953 (650 amino acids)
Source: RefSeq, a predicted model, not a curated record
AUGAAAUUAAUUGGGAGAAAGUACCCCCAACAGUAUCAGAACAGACCCCCAACAGUAUCAGAACGGACCCCCAACAGUAUCAGAACGGACCCCCAACAGUAUCAGAACGGACCCCCAACAGUACCAGAACAGACCCCCGACAGUAUCAGUACAGACCCCAAACAGUACCAGAACAGACCCCAAACAGUACCAGAACAGACCCCCAACAGUAUCAGUACAGACCCCAAACAGUACCAGAACAGACCCCAAACAGUACCAGAACAGACCCCAAACAGUACCAGAACAGACCCCAAACAGUACCAGAACAGACCCCCAACAGUAUCAGUACAGACCCCCAACAGUAUCAGAACAGACCCCCAACAGUAUCAGAACAGACCCCCAACAGUACCAGAACAGACCCCAAACAGUACCAGAACAGACCCCCAACAGUAUCAGUACAGACCCCCAACAGUACCAGAACGGACCCCCAACAGUACCAGAACAGACCCCCGACAGUACCAGAACAGACCCCCAACAGUAUCAGAACAGACCCCCAACAGUACCAGAACGGACCCCCAACAGUACCAGAACAGACCCCCGACAGUAUCAGAACAGACCCCCGACAGUAUCAGAACAGACCCCCAACAGUAUCAGAACGGACCCCCAACAGUACCAGAACAGACCCCCGACAGUAUCAGAACAGACCCCCGACAGUAUCAGAACAGACCCCCAACAGUAUCAGAACAGACCCCCAACAGUAUCAGAACAGACCCCCAACAGUAUCAGAACGGACCCCCAACAGUAUCAGAACGGACCCCCAACAGUAUCAGAACGGACCCCCAACAGUAUCAGAACGGACCCCCAACAGUAUCAGAACGAACCCGCAACAGUAUCAGAACGGACCCCCAACAGUAUCAGUACAGACCCCAACAGUACCAGAACAGACCCCCAACAGUAUCAGUACAGACCCCCAACAGUACCAGAACAGACCCCCGACAGUAUCAGUACAGACCCCAAACAGUACCAGAACAGACCCCAAACAGUACCAGAACAGACCCCCAACAGUAUCAGUACAGACCCCAAACAGUACCAGAACAGACCCCCAACAGUACCCGAACAGACCCCAAACAGUUCCAGAACAGACCCCAAACAGUACCAGAACAGACCCCCAACAGUAUCAGUACAGACCCCCAACAGUACCAGAACGGACCCCCAACAGUACCAGAACAGACCCCCGACAGUACCAGAACAGACCCCCAACAAUAUCAGAACAGACCCCCAACAGUGUCAGAACAGACCCCCAACAGUAUCAGAACAGUCCCCCAACAGUAUCAGAACGGACCCCCAACAGUAUCAGAACGGACCCCCAACAGUAUCAGUACAGACCCCCAACAGUAUCAGUACAGACCCCCAACAGUAUCAGAACAGACCCCCAACAGUAUCAGAACAGACCCCCGACAGUAUCAGAACAGACCCCCAACAGCAUCAGUACAGACCCCCAACAGUAUCAGAACAGACCCCCCAACAGUAUCAGAACAGACCCCCAACAGUAUCAGAACGGACCCCCAACAGUAUCAGAACGGACCCCCAACAGUAUCAGAACGGACCCCCAACAGUAUCAGUACAGACCCCCAACAGUAUCAGAACAGACCCCCAACAGUACCAGAACAGACCCCCGACAGUAUCAGUACAUACCCCAAACAGUACCAGAACAGACCCCAAACAGUACCAGAACAGACCCCCAACAGUAUCAGUACAGACCCCAAACAGUACCAGAACAGACCCCAAACAGUACCAGAACAGACCCCCAACAGUAUCAGUACAGACCCCCAACAGUAUCAGAACAGACCCCCAACAGUAUCAGAACGGACCCCCAACAGUACCAGAACAGACCCCCAACAGUAUCAGUUCAGACCCCCAACAGUAUCAGAACAGACCCCCAACAGACAUAUUAGUCAUAUGAAUUUUGAUUAA